AAGACGUUUUUCUUAUUCAUUUAUUUUCAGGCGGCGAUAGAUUCUUAUGUUAACGUAGACUGGGACGAGUACCAUGUUGGUAAGACGCUGGUUCGGCCGAAGACCAACGAACCACGUUGGAACGAAGAAUUCGUCGCGAACGACGUGCACUCUGGUAAAGCUGUCGGUUUCACCGUCUUUCAUAAUUGUGUGAUGCCACCAGAUGAUUUUGUGGCUAACACUAGGAUACCAUUCGACGAUCUCAAAAUAGGCAGCACUAAUGAUAUCUGGGUGGACCUCGAACCGCACGGGCAACUUCACGUGGUAAUUGAACUUCACGGCUCGUCAGUUGAAGGUAUGCCUCUUCUUCCAAAUUAG
Messenger RNA from Ostertagia ostertagi, 357 nucleotides. The record is from the annotation of a GenBank genome assembly. Lineage: Eukaryota; Metazoa; Nematoda; Chromadorea; Rhabditida; Trichostrongylidae.